ACAGGUUUCUCGACCUCUUUUCCAGAAUAGUCUCUUCUCUUCUUUUUUCCUUCUCCUUUUCUAAUUAGUAAAUAUCCACAAAUUCAAACCUCAUUGAGAUCAUUACAAAACCCCCUUUUUUUUUUCUUCUGUAAAAGGAAAAACAAAUAGGUGAAAGUGAAGAAAAGAAAGAGAAACGAAUUAGAAGAGAUGGGUGUAGAUUAUUACAAAGUAUUGGGUGUUGAUAAGAAUGCUACAGAUGAUGAUUUGAAGAAAGCUUAUAGAAAACUUGCUAUGAAAUGGCAUCCUGAUAAGAACCCUAAAAAUAAAAAAGAAGCUGAAGCUAAGUUCAAACAGAUCUCUGAGGCCUAUGAUGUGCUUAGUGACUCCCAGAAAAAAGCUGUGUAUGACCAGUAUGGUGAAGAAGGGCUGAAGGGUGGGGUGCCACCGCCUGGUGCUGGUGGUCCCGGUGCUGGUUCACCCUUCUUCUUUACUGGGGAAGGCCCUACCGCAUUCAGAUUCAAUACUCGAAAUGCUGAUGACAUAUUUGCUGAAUUUUUCGGCGUUCCUACUCAAGGAGGACAUGGAGCGAGCAGGGCUGGUCAAAGGUUUGGUAAUUUUUUUACCGAUGAUAUAUUCGCAUCAUCCUUUGGUGAAGGAGGUGGUGUUUCAAUGCAUCAAUCAGCUCCAAGGAAAGAGGCUUCGAUACAACAGACCUUGCCUUGUAAUCUUGAGGAUCUCUACAAGGGUACCACCAAGAAGAUGAAGAUUUCUAGAGAAGUUGUGGACGCGAGUGGCACCAGAAGGCAGGUGGAAGAGAUUCUAACAAUCAAUAUUAAAGCUGGUUGGAAAAAAGGUACAAAGAUCACCUUCCAAGAAAAAGGGAAUGAGCAGCCAGGCGUUAUACCAGCUGAUCUGGUCUUCAUAAUAGAUGAGAAACCUCAUAGAGUUUUCUCACGCGAUGGAAACGACCUGAUCGUCACACAAAAGAUAUCUUUGGCUGAAGCAUUAACAGGCUCUACAGUCCAUCUCACUACUCUAGAUGGAAGGAACUUGACCAUUCCCAUCAACAAUGUCAUUCAACCAAAUUAUGAACAUGUUGUCCCAGGUGAAGGCAUGCCACUUCCAAAAGACCCGUCAAAGAAAGGAAAUCUGAGAAUCAAAUUUGACAUCAAGUUCCCUGCUCGUCUUACAAUGACGCAGAAAUCCGGCAUCAAAGAGCUGUUGGGUUCUUGAGCUUUAUGCAGCUUGGUGCUGUUUUUGUUGUGAUGUGUACAUAUUUUCAUAAACCAUUUAAAGUUUUGGAGUGGGAUGUUGGUUUAGGCUCAAUGGGCGGCGUAGCUAAGUAGAAAUUUUGCUUCUUUUUUAUCUUAUGGGUGUUGUUCAAAUUAACAUUGAACAAAGGGCAAUACCAUUUUAUUUUUGUGGAAUAAGAACGCAAAUUUUACAGUGCUUCA
This is a messenger RNA of Lycium ferocissimum, 1436 nucleotides long. RefSeq lists its product as uncharacterized. Gene Ontology annotation, cellular component: cytosol. The record is from RefSeq and is a predicted model, not a curated record. Gene Ontology annotation, molecular function: protein-folding chaperone binding. Lineage: Eukaryota; Viridiplantae; Streptophyta; Magnoliopsida; Solanales; Solanaceae. Bases 190 to 1215 code for a protein of 341 amino acids. The transcript has 3 exons.